Peronospora matthiolae is the source of this 4290-nucleotide messenger RNA. Lineage: Eukaryota; Oomycota; Peronosporomycetes; Peronosporales; Peronosporaceae. The record is from the annotation of a GenBank genome assembly.
AUGUCAAGCAGCUCGUCCAGUGACUUCUCGGACGAAGACACGGAGGCGCCCGGGCUCAGUCCAGCGCCUCCGUCUGCACUCGAGCUCAGCCAAAUGGUGGAACUAGCUCAGGUAUGCUCGUUCUGUGCCACAUUUCGCGAGCCCCUGCGUCUCCCGAGCUUUUCGCGAACGGAGCUUCAGGAGGCGUUGCUCAGUGCUUCCAACGGCCAUAUACUUCAUAUCGAACUGUUGGCGGAAUUGCACUUCAAGUUGGCACGUGAACACCCAACGGCCAAAAUGGAGAAAAUGGUGCAAGACUGGGAGAAGGCUUUGGCUCGGAAGUUGCAGGACAAUUGGCGCAAGGACUUCUCGACAAAUCCUAUGCGUGGAAGUAUAAUGUAUCAAGAUUUGACAGUGUUGGAUCGGGUGAAAAUUCUAGUCGCUUUGUGUCAUUGGAAGCUGGACACGUGUGGAGAGAUUCAAAAACACAUCGCAACGCUUCAGAGGGAUAACGAUAACGAGGCUAUAAAGAGUUUGCGAGCAAGAGAGAUAGGGACAGAUGAUAAGGGUGUAUCAUAUUGGUACUUUGGUGACGAAAGUUGGGUGUAUGCUGAAGAUAAACCACGAUGGCAGCUUGAGGAACGAAAGCCGUCGUAUCUCGUGGAAUUUGCUAGCGCUAAACGAAUUCGACUAUCAGUUAAUUUUGAUCCGGACUAUAACGCGUCGGCUCUACCUCUUUGCUCGCCACAACAGGCGAUGGCAGUGUCUGACAAAAUCGAUUGCGGAGAAAGAGCAGUAAAGGAGAUGUCUUUGGAUGGAAUAAACGAUGACAAUAAGCGGAUUCUUAAAUCAGCGACUAUGGAAGGCGGUAUUGUGCCAUCUGGGGCAGUGAAGUUGAGGAAUGAUCACUUGAAAGCUGAAGUGGUGAAGCUUGAGAAAGAAGUAGCAUCAUCGGUGUCAGUUGUCGAAGCAGCUGGUUUUGUAGCAGAUGAAAAGACUGUGGUUGUCAAAGCUGAGUCCUCGAUUACUACUGAGACACGAGUUUACGGGGGAAUGAGCAAUGGUGUGGUGUCUCAAUCCAGUGACGCUAGAGACGGGAAGUGUGAAGUUUUCUCUCCUGGCGUGAUACUGUCUUCGCGUAAGCAGGAUGAUGAAGGCCUAAUCGAAACAAGAGACGGGGAAAAAGUUGCUUGCGCACAGUCUACCGUAGCCAAAGAUGCGGCAUCACACACUGGGUUGAUGCAAAUCCUGGCUACAGCACCAGACCUUGGCGCGGCUGUCCCAGGCAACUAUGGCACGAAAGACGCUAUUGCGAAGAGGGAAAACAGUGAUGUCGAAAGCUCAGGAAAGGUUUUAACAGUUAAGGCAAACGACGAUAGAUCAAGCGAUCUGGUCCGCCCAUGCGCUGUGCCCAACUUAAUAGGUAAAAAGCGCACUAUCGUUGAUGACGACAGCAGCGAUAGCGACGAAGGAUUAACGAGUAAUGAAAAGGCAUCUGACAGGGCGUCACAAUCUCCAACACCACAAAAAAAGCGUAAAGCUAGCGUUGAAAUCGCUCGAAGUGCAACACUUCUGGACGCUGUAAAGACUGAGAGCGAACCGAUGAUGUUGCGGGGUGGGCAAGUCAAUGGAGUGGUUGCCUUUCAAGCUCAAGGAGUCACAGCGGGUAUGAAUGAGACGUCCUCAUCAGCACGUACUGACCUCGUCACAACUGUCGCGAUUGAUCGGAAGGAAAGGGGCAUGCGGAAAGCUGACGUUAGGCCAGUAUCUUUGCAUACCCUAGAAGCAAGUUCGUCAUCUACAACGAAUACGGACAUAGGGGUGGCUUCUGUAAGCAAAACAUCCAGCGUGGCAAUUGGCCUUGUAAACUUGCCGGGGACUGUUUCAAUGUCGCCGACAGACCCAGCUGCGGCACCCGAAAUGUUUGAUAUUACCUGUGAGAACUGCAAAAAGUGCUAUGACAUGAGGUACCUCGACCCUCCUUUGGUAGAACGUCCGUCAGAUGAAUGGCGGUGUUUUGAAUGCCUUGUGAAUGAUGCUCGAGGCUGGCCUCGUCGGCGCAAGUCUAUUGCGAGAGAGCCCUUUCCACCCAGAGCGCGUGGUCGUGCACCAGAGCUUUCAUUUCGAAAGCGAGGUUCAUCGUCAACGCCUCAAGUCGGGUCUUUAUCGUCAAAGAAUUCGAAGAAAAGCUAUCGCAAAAGCCAUGCCAGCUCAUCUUCGCAAUUGAGAAGCAGUCACAGCAGAUCUUCCGGACGGAAGACGUCGGAUAGCAAGAGCAGCAUCAGUAGGAAAUCCUCUUCAUCAUCUGUGAGGAAACACAAAAGGCACAAGUCGUCAUCGUCUUCGCGUCAUCAUCACAGUAGCAGUCACAGCCGUCGCCGAAGGCGCCACAGCCAUCGUUAUUACGAUGAAUUUGCGAGGCUUUUUCAGUUGUUCUGCGAGCGACAGGAGCAGCGUCUUGGUAUCGAAAAUGCCCGAAUGAACGGAAUUCAGCAGGUGGCUUGUGACGAAGGUGUCCACGGUUGGAGAGUGGCUAGCUCAAAACUUGAUGAUCUGCGAGUUUUGAUCCAAUCACUCUCGGGAGGAUCGCUUGAACAAGACCGGCUGCGAGGACGCCUGAUCUUGAUCGUAAAGGAUCAAGAGAAACUCGAGGACCAACGGCGCAAAGAACAAGAGCUUGCUUGGAAUAUUCUUCCACGACGGCAGUCGUCCCGCAUUGCAAUCGGGAGAAUGAAGAAUCAAUCCGCUGAGGACUCAGAUGCGAAGGAUGGGUACUCUGACGACGACUUUGAAGCUCGACGCCCCGGGUUGCGGUCAAGAAGACCGCAGUCUACAUCAAAUGGCGAUGUCAAGCAAAGUCAAGAUCGAGCAUGGCGGGCACGGAGACGGCGUCAACCUUCAAAUGAUGAUUUGGAUUCAAAGGAGAAUGAGAUGGGCAACAGUGGUACUGGAAAUUGGGUGGACUGGUCUAUGUUGAAGCGUUCUAAGGACAAUGUAUGCCGCCUUUCGGUCGUCUGCCUCGCGCUCGUCAACAGGCUAUUGAAGGAAGAAGUUUCGGAAAUGUUUUCCCGACCAGUGGAUCCGGAGCUUGAUGGCUGCCCGAAUUAUUUGUCCGUGAUUGACCAACCGAUGGAUCUCGGUACGAUUCGAUCGCGUGCAAAAGCCAAGCUCUACCGGAAAUGGGGUUUAUUUAAGAAGGACGUCGAACUGGUUUGGCAAAAUUGUCGUACAUUUAAUGCACCCAACACAAUGGUAGUGCAGUUUGCUGCCUUGCUCGAAAAGUUGUCGCGCUCGAUGUACGUUGCUGCAGAGAGGAAAGGAGUGGAUCGAUUAAGCGGCGAAAGAAACGAAGGAUGUGACGGAAGUGAAGACGAUAGUGAAAAAAACAGUUUGAGCGACUCGGGCAAAACUGAAUUCCGUACCAGUGUCAACAAAGCAUGGACUGAAAGCAGUGCCUCAGAAAGCCAUGAUUCUAGUCCCGAUGACGCAUCCUCUGAUGACGGCGAUGCGCAGGGUCGCAAGCGAAGACCAACACGUACGCUGGUAACGAAGAAAACUCGUGCGCGAUCUACGAGAUCGAGGGGUGUCACCAGCCGGACUAGGCGGAGCACGCGUAGUCGUUCCACUAAGAAGCGUUCUGCACCUACUUCAAGCAGCGAGGAGUCUUUUGCUGACAAAGACGAGAUGUCACCAUCUCCUGUGCGAAAGACUCGGCGUCAGCUUCGGGGGUCAUUACCCAAGACAGGUUGUAAUGCGGACCCUCCAACUGAAAGUGAGGACUCUAGCGACGAUGACGGUGCAAACAGCCAGCCCGCACCGUCUCGAAAGAAAGCCAUGACGCCUUCCUCGCCACCUCCUCCUCCGCAAGCGGCACAGAAGCGGCAUAAGCCUCGACUGGUCAUAAGUGAUACUUCAGACUCUGACGACAGCUCCAGCAGCAGUGACGAUAGCUUAUCUACAUCGUCAACCUCGGACUCAGAUGACUCGGACAGCGACGGACAGUCGCCAAACAACCGACCCCAGCCACCUUCGCCGUCUGCAGCCGAUGUUUCUGCUCCGCCGCCACCGUCGACUCCUCCACCUGCUGUUUUGUCGGACGAUAACAAUUUGUCCAUGCGAUCGACACCGAAUCAUACUCCCAAGUCGAAAAGUGAAGCAAAGAAGACGAAAACGGCGUCUGCAGCAAAGCCUGGCUACAUGCACUCCCCGCCAUUGUUGAAUUCGUAUCUCUCGCCGUCGUCGUCGUCGUCGUCGUCCGACUUUUCUUCUGGUGGCAGCGAUUCUAGUGACGGCGAUAGCGACAGCGACUGA